UUUCCAAUCAAUAUUUAAUAAUUAAUAAGCUUGGAAUUUUCAGCGCCAUUGACUUUAUUCAAUGUGCGAUUAAAAUAUUUUGCCUGCAGCAUCUUAAAGGAUAUUCAACUGCUUCUUGUCACGAUUAUUGCAUGUGCCUGCUUAUGUAAAUGGUGGCAGAAUCCAUUGAAGCGUUCGUCACAUUGCACUCGAAUUAUAAUGGAAAAUUUUGGCAGCGUAUCAGCGUCAUUCCGGGGACUGGAGCCUGCACGCGGCUCGCAUCUCAGGAGUGUAGGCGUGAUCAACAAUGUCUGUGGAUGACAGCCAGGUGAUUGGAUUGGAUUGAAAAUGCCACAAUGAACGUCAGAGCACUCACUUGCCAGAAAACCGAACCCACCUGCCAGCCACACUCGAAUCCAACGCAUUCUCAUCGCUUCGUCCCCGUCUUUGCAGCCCCGGUUUCAAGGUCUCCCCAACCUGCUGACAAGCAGAGUUGCCACAUAAUUCGAUUACCGUCAUGCACUUCCAUGCACUCCACUCCACUGCGCGUCGCAUCGCGUCGCGUGACGUUCGGGAUACGGAUACAAGAAGAGUGGGUGCCUGUAAAGGGGGAGUGCCACAUUUCUGGGCACGCACGCAGCACUGGCGGAUCAGUGCCAGCGUCGUCGUUAAAUGCUGUCAAAUCGAUGGAUAAAGAUGUACGUGUAUCUGGUGCACAGAAAACAAAGGCAAUUCAAUUGAAAGCAGGAGGAUGAUACACAUAUAAGGAGGUGGGAGGAUACCCAGUAGGGGGAGGAUACCCAGUGGGAGGAGGAUACCCAGGAGGAGGAGGAUACCCAGGAGGAGUAAAAAGCUUCAUGCCCUGGCGUGGGCUAUGGAGGAUGGAGCUGACGCUAUUUGGCAGGGUAGAACAGGGGAGACAACGCAUACCUAAAUUUCAAGAAGCCGUUAGCUGCGUUGGGAGUCAGUUAUGCAAUCUAUCUGCGCAUGGUGAACAGUAAAUGUGCGCUCAUACAGCGCACCAUACCACACACGCACACACACCCUUCUGCCCUGCUUGCCAACACUAACAGCUGUUUACCAACACUGCGUUCUAGCCGUGUCAAUUCCGAGAAUUGGAGGCACGAAACAUUGCUGAAGUACCUUUCACCCGGUGAAGACCUGUACAGUCUGCGACAUAACUUCAUAAUUGAACAUUCUAGAGCAAUCAACGAGGGAACAGACCAGUUUGAAAACAUCUACACCCAUAGCUAGUACAGCGAAUAUCAUCUUCGUGAUCUUGUGUCCGCCAUAGGGUCGACCAUGUGGUCGAAUACGGGUGCUGCCCGUGUCCAGCGAGAGAUCAACACGGCUAUGCACAUGAGGAGCGUGAACGGAGAGACCGCGGAGCGUGGAUUUAAGCUCUGGUUGAUCGACGAGUCAUGGUCGAACCUAUGCGCCGAGAUUCAGGGACCACCGGGCUCUCCGUACGAGGGUGGCGUGUUCGUUGUGCGGAUCAUCGUGCCGGAUACGUAUCCGGUCGAGCCACCGAAGGUGGAAUUUCGGACGCGUAUUUGGCAUCCGAACGUUUCGCCGGAAUCGGGCGCCAUCGAGCUGGACAUACUCGGCAAGACUUGGUCGCCCGACAUGUCGAUCCGGAGCACCUUGAUGGCCGUCAAGAAUUUCAUAGCCAAGCCGGAUAUGGACACACCCUACGACGAGGACGUGGCUCGUCAGUACAUCCUGAAGCAGGAGCUGUUUGUGCUCACGGCCAAGCACUGGACCCACCGAUAUGCCAGCGGACCCAACAGCAUUCCCGAGUUCGUUGCAAAGAUCCAAGCCCUCAAGGAUCUGGGCAUGUACGAUUCCCUGGCUCUUUCCAUACUCUCCAAAAGGGACUGGGACGUGGAAAAGGUCCGCAGCAACUUUUCAUUGAAAAAGUCCCAGAGCGGCGAAGAUCAAGCUUAGCUACCAAACCAAACCUCAGGCAUCCAUUUAGUGUGGUCAAUAGAGCCAUACUUUAAGGACGUCCUCAUCCGCCACAAUAUUUACUCGAAAUCAAACCCACCAAUCCUCAACAUUAGUCCACAGGGAACGACCAUAAUGCGCAUCUAAAUCCAGCAUAAUAUUUAUUUUGAAUUUAAAUUCAAUCAAUAGCCAAUAGCCAACCCAGUCAAGAAAUCACCAUAAUACCAUUUCAUUUAAUGCCACCAUUCAGCAGUUGUAUCAAUCCAUAAGCCAGCUAAAGACACGACACAAAUAUCCUUGAAUAUUGGCUCCAUCCCAAGAGAACAAGACGAGACGAGACGAGCUUCCCAAAGUUGAGUCAGUCGGUUGUUCUCACAGCACACAAAUAAAAACA
Molecule: messenger RNA, 2320 nt
Organism: Drosophila obscura
Lineage: Eukaryota; Metazoa; Arthropoda; Insecta; Diptera; Drosophilidae
Product: ubiquitin-conjugating enzyme E2-22 kDa-like
Exons: 3
Coding region: 1282-1926 (214 amino acids)
Biological process (GO): proteasome-mediated ubiquitin-dependent protein catabolic process; protein polyubiquitination
Cellular component (GO): nucleus
Molecular function (GO): ubiquitin conjugating enzyme activity
Source: RefSeq, a predicted model, not a curated record